This is a messenger RNA of Funneliformis mosseae, 1512 nucleotides long. The record is from the annotation of a GenBank genome assembly. NCBI's taxonomy places the organism in Eukaryota, Fungi, Glomeromycota, Glomeromycetes, Glomerales, Glomeraceae.
AUGACUCCCUUACCUCCCUUACAAAUAUCUUUGUGUAAUAUAUCUUUGCAAUUCAUAUUCAUUUUAAUUCUUUUAACCUUUAUACUCGUUAUUAGCUCUUUAUAUUUGUUUUUUUCGCCACCUACCACUAUACCUAUUAUUCCCGAAGAUAUCGAAGAUAAACAUAUUCCGGAUGAAGUUAAAGAAGCCGGUUUUGUCUCUUUUCUUCGUAAAAAACAUCUUGAAUAUGGAUGGAUCGUACCGGGAUUACCUCUAAAAAAUACUAUAUCUAUUAUUGAUCCUACGGCGAUUAAAUCAAGUCUUCACGUUGGUGAUAGACCUAAACAUCUGUAUCAAUUUCUAGAACCCGUUUGGGGUAAAGAUAAUUUACAAGUUUUAAGUGCUAAAAGGGCAAGUAAAUAUAGGAAAUUGUUCAGACCCGCCCUAACUGUUGGUGCCUUCGCUGACCAGUAUAAUGAUAUCAGAAACCUUGGAGUGGAAAUGAUUGAUAAAUGGGAAAAAAACAUUGUCUUUAAGCAUGAAAAUGUGAUCAGAAUGCAAGAUCAAAGUCUCGAAUUUUCUUUAAAGGCAACCAUUAAAGCUUUAACCAGGCAAGCGAUUUUAUCAAUUGAUUAUGCCGAUUUGCCUCAAGAUUUUGAUUUGAGAUUUUAUAAAAAAGCUUACGAGGAUGUUAUUGGUGGUUUAUUUGACAAGCAAUUUAGUGUGAUUAAUGAUUUACGUAACGAACGAAUUCAUAAUUCUCUAAAACAAUUGUUUGAGGUUUUGUGCUCGUUAAUUGACGAAAGGAAAGGAAAUGUUGAUAAUUUGGAAGGUAUAGAUUUACUUGGUCUGUUGGUCUCGGAGAAAGAUCCAGAAACCGGUAAUACAUUCGAUGAUGAUAAGAUCAGGAGUAUGAUGUCCAUUUUCUUAACUUUUGGAUACCUUACUACUGGAGUUGCCAUUUCUUGGACAAUUUUUUGCAUAACACAAGAUCGUGAUGUCCAAAUUAAAAUUCAAAAUGAGAUCAAUCGCGUUUUGAAAGGACGACUGCCAUCACUUUCUGACUUGUCGAACCUUUGUUACCUUACUCAAGUAAUCAAAGAAUCGUUGAGAUUAUAUCCACCAACACCAUUUCUUUCACGUUAUCUCACGAAAAAAAUGAAUCUAAAAGCAACCAAGGAUUCAUUUAAACUCCUUGCAGGCACGACAAUACUUUAUCCCAUCACAUCAAUUCAUGAGGAUGAACACCUCUUCCAUAAUUCAAAAAAGUUUGAUCCAUCGCGUUUUUCAUCGGAUCAAUUUAAGAAAACGGAACCAUUUAGCCAUUGUCCAUUUGGAUUUGGUAAUAGGGUUUGUCCUGCAGAAGAAGUAGCUAUGGUUGAAAUAAAAUUAAUGUUGUGCCUUAUUAUGCAAAGGUUUCAUGUGGAACUAGCUAUGCCAUUGAAUAAAGUUGUAGGAAAUGAAAAAUUCGUUUUAAUGGCAAGAAAUGACAUUUAUGUUAAGUUGGUACCAAGGGAAGAUAUUGAAGAGUGA